Phyllostomus discolor (pale spear-nosed bat) is the source of this 3936-nucleotide messenger RNA. It is a transcript of the gene MED25, whose product is annotated as mediator complex subunit 25. Gene Ontology annotation, cellular component: mediator complex; transcription regulator complex. The transcript is spliced from 18 exons. Gene Ontology annotation, biological process: positive regulation of transcription by RNA polymerase II. The record is from RefSeq and is a predicted model, not a curated record. Lineage: Eukaryota; Metazoa; Chordata; Mammalia; Chiroptera; Phyllostomidae. Bases 66 to 2453 code for a protein of 795 amino acids.
AGCGCAGGCGCACUUCCGCCUAUCCCGCGGAGGCAGUGGCCGCGGUGGCGUCUUCUUCGCGGGGCAUGGUCCCCGGGUCCGAGGGCCCGGCCCGCGCCGGGGGCUUGGUGGCUGACGUGGUGUUUGUGAUUGAGGGCACGGCCAACCUGGGACCCUACUUCGAGGGGCUGCGCAAACACUACCUGCUGCCGGCCAUCGAGUAUUUUAACGGUGGGCCUCCUGCCGAGACGGACUUCGGGGGAGACUAUGGGGGCACCCAGUACAGCCUCGUGGUGUUCAACACGGUGGACUGCGCUCCCGAGUCCUACGUCCAGUGCCACGCUCCCACCAGCAGUGCCUAUGAGUUUGUCACCUGGCUCGAUGGCAUUAAGUUCAUGGGUGGCGGCGGCGAGAGCUGCAGCCUCAUCGCGGAAGGCCUCAGCACGGCCCUGCAGCUGUUCGACGACUUCAAGAAGAUGCGGGAGCAGAUAGGCCAGACCCACCGCGUGUGCCUCCUCAUCUGCAACUCGCCGCCGUACCUGCUGCCAGCGGUUGAGAGCACUACCUACUCCGGGUGCACAACGGAGAGCCUCGUGCAGAAGAUCGGGGAGCGGGGCAUCCACUUCUCCAUUGUGUCUCCUCGGAAGCUGCCUGCCCUGCGGCUUCUGUUUGAAAAGGCUGCGCCCCCUGCCAUGCUGGAGCCGCUGCAGCCGCCCGCCGACGUGAGCCAGGACCCCCGGCACAUGGUGCUGGUGCGGGGGCUUGUGCUGCCGGUCGGGGGUGGCUCCACCCCAGGCCCUCUCCAGCCAAAGCAGCCUGUCCCCCUGCCACCAGCUCCAGCCUCAGGCACUGCGCUCUCAGCAGCGCCCCAGCAGCCUCUGCCUCCCGUGCCCCAGCAGUACCAGGUCCCCGGGAACCUGAGCGCAGCUCAGGUGGCUGCCCAGAAUGCAGUGGAGGCUGCCAAGAACCAGAAGGCCGGGCUGGGCCCUCGCUUCUCGCCCAUCAACCCUCUCCAGCAAGCGCCUCCAGGUGUGGGUCCUCCCUUCAGCCAGGCCCAGGCCCCUUCGCUGCCCCAGGGGCCCCCAGGUGCCCCCAAGCCGUCCCCCGCUUCCCAGCCCAGCCUGGUCUCCACAGUGGCCCCCGGUCAGGGCCUGGCCCCUACUGCGCAGCCAGGGGCACCGUCCAUGGCAGGCACUGUGGCUCAGGGAGGGGUGAGCGGCCCGUCCGCUGCACAGCUGGGGGCCUCGGCGCUGGGUGGGCAGCAGUCAGUCUCCAACAAACUCUUGGCCUGGAGCGGUGUCCUUGAGUGGCAGGAGAAGCCCAAACCUGCCUCUGUGGACGCCAACACCAAGCUGACUCGGUCACUGCCUUGCCAGGUCUACGUGAAUCAUGGCGAGAACCUGAAAACGGAGCAGUGGCCCCAGAAGCUGAUCAUGCAGCUCAUCCCUCAGCAGCUGCUGACCACACUGGGCCCUUUGUUCCGGAACUCGAGGAUGGUCCAGUUCCAUUUUACCAACAAGGACCUGGAGUCCCUCAAAGGCCUCUACCGCAUCAUGGGCAACGGUUUUGCCGGCUGCGUGCACUUCCCCCACACGGCCCCCUGCGAGGUGCGCGUGCUCAUGCUGCUGUACUCGUCCAAGAAGAAGAUCUUCAUGGGCCUCAUCCCCUACGACCAGAGCGGCUUUGUCAACGGCAUCCGGCAGGUCAUCACCAACCACAAGCAGGUUCAGCAGCAGAAGCUGGAGCAGCAGCGUGGGAUGGGGCCACAGCAGGCACCCCCUGGGCUGGGCCCCAUUCUGGAGGACCCGGCAAGGCCCUCGCAGAAUCUGCUCCAGCUCCGCCCACCGCAGCCCCAGCCACAGGGUGCCGUGGGGGCCCCUGCCGCAGCAGGGCAGCCCCAGCCCCAGGGCACUGCCCAGGCCCCCCCGGGCGCUGCCCAAGGCCCUCCCGGAGCACCUCCUGGCCCAUCCCCUUCUGGAUCCAUCCUUCGGCCCCAGAAUCCCGGGGCCAACCCCCAACUGCGGAGCCUCCUCCUCAACCCACCGCCGCCCCAGACCGGGGUGCCCCCACCACAGACCUCCCUCCACCACCUCCAGCCACCAGGGGCCCCCCCACUGCUGCCGCCACCGCAUCAGGGCCUGGGGCAGCCCCAGCUGGGUCCCCCACUCCUGCACCCGCCACCCACCCAGUCCUGGCCUGCUCAGCUUCCCCCGCGGGCGCCUCUGCCAGUGGCACAGCCAAAGAGAGAACGAGAGGGCCCCGUGUUUCGGAAAAAAUGGGAGCGAGACUAUUUCUUUGUGGAAGUGAAGAGCAUGCCUACGUGUUUAAUAUGCAGAAAAAUCAUGUCUGUGUUGAAAGAGUACAACCUGAAGCGCCACUAUGAAUCAAAGCACAGUAAGAGCUUCGACCAAUACACGGAGCAGAUGCGGGAUGCGCUCCUAGAUGAGCUGAAGAAGAACCUGAAGGCUCAGUAGGGCCCGGUGGCCAGCGGGGAAGCCACAUAGCUGCCACACACAGUCUCGAGAUGGCGCGGAGAGACUUCCCCAGCGCUAAGACCUCCCGAGGAUGGGGAGUUGACAGAGCAGCAGAACGGCGGCCCUGGAUGCAGACACACACCUGUUCAGGCUGUGACCUCAGGCCUGCUGUGCGCUGCACUGCGUGUGGAGGAGAGAGCAGGAGACUGGCAAGGCCGGCUGCUCGGAAGCGGCACGUUGGUCGUGGCCUUUUCUGUCCCUGAGCACGAACCAUUCCCACAGCUAGCUUUAUUUAUUUGUGAGGUUGAGGAUUCCCAUGUGACCGAAGCAGCCUGUGAUGCCGUGCCCAGGCAGGCCCGGCACCGGUGUGUGUGUGCUCUGGCAAGAACGUUGUGCAUAGGUCAGAAUGCCGGAGCCCAGCUGCCGACGGUCUCUGUGACCCUGUGAUCUGUCUCAGGGGAACUUGUUGGUGUGCCGCAAGCCUAGGUGGCAGCAUUUGGAGAGGACACAAGUUUGGUGAUUGUGUCCAUUGCCUGGAAUUGCACUGUUCUGAGAAAGUUCAUGGAACACGCUGUGAAUAUCCUGGAUGGGCUUCUGUACUUGAAUCAAGGGCAGGUCAAUGGUGAACUUGACCCACAGAAGCUCUGUGACCUGGUUGUCACGUGAUGGUGUGGAAGAAGUUGGACCUGCUGAAACCCAUCUGCUGGGUUCAUUUCACAUGAGGCAAAAGCCACUCCUUGGUUCCCCUGAGAUGGUCGGUCAAAGACUUCAGGUCAGGGUUAUGACCCUUCCGAACACUGUUGUUUUUCCGCAAGGACACUCACAAACAGCUACUUGAAUGUACGAGUUUGCCCAGACCUGGCGAAAACGGGAAGCCAUUGGCAAGGAAUAUCCAGACUCCAUUUCCUUUGCCGCAGCUGGUUUCCCCAAACAGAACUCACGGCUCAGACCGUGUUUACCCAAGUUCCCCCGAGGGCUUUCGGCGUCCAGACUCCAUGACGACGCACCAGUACUGUCCAGUUUGCCUUUGUCGGCAGGUGGCGGCAGUGGGAGCACAGACCGCACCGAGUAGUUACUGACUGCGGCGCAGUGGGCGCUCUCUCCCCGCGGGGCCCUGCUGGGGGUCUCACCCCUGCGCUCUGCGGUGGUCGCCCGGAACCUCCGAGUCUGGAGCUCUCUGUUGGGAAACCGAGUCACAGUCCACAGCGCUCCCGGGAUUCCAGGCUGAGUUCUCAAGUGCCCAUCCUGCUGCAGCCCCCACCCCCGGGCCCGACGCUGACGUCUCGGGGGCCGCGGGAUGCCCUCAGUCCCACCUCAGAGGAGCGCAAGAAAUUACGAAAAGAGAAAAUUUUAAUAAGGAAAUCUCUCUAUUUUUCAAUUUGUAUUUUUUCAACUUGGAAUUUGAGAUAUGAACUCCAGUACCAACCAUGCUUGUUGUGUUCCGUGCGUUCACCGUAGUUCAGUAAAGAUGCAGUUUGACGAU